Vigna angularis (adzuki bean) is the source of this 840-nucleotide messenger RNA. RefSeq lists its product as uncharacterized. The transcript has a single exon. The coding region runs from base 138 to 572 and encodes 144 amino acids. The record is from RefSeq and is a predicted model, not a curated record. Lineage: Eukaryota; Viridiplantae; Streptophyta; Magnoliopsida; Fabales; Fabaceae.
CAACACAUGACCCAAUGCUCGCGACCCCACCAAAGGAAUAAAACAGGCUGUGGUAGAGCUGUGUGGUGCGAAGGUUCCAUUUUACCUCCCUACCUUCUUAUUGUGCUUUCCUUCGUAACCAAACAGUGCUUGAAAGCAUGGGUGUGGGUGAGAACCGGAGUUUCUUCGGCACCGGAAAGCCAUCGCUUCCUGUGUCGCGUUCUGACUCUAACUCUAACCUAAAUGAAGGAGGCCUUCGCCGGCGUCUUUCCUCUCUGUCUCUCAAGAUCCAAGGCUCCACGGCCGGCGGCGGAGGCGCAUCGUAUUGGUCGUUUCCCAGAUCCAAGUCUCUCUCAUCGAUGAGUGACUAUGCCGGCACCUCUAUCAGGAAAUGGUGGGACCGGAGCUGGGCUUGGAUCCUCUCCAGGAAGCCAAUCUUUGUGGCGGAUCUCGAAAUGAACCAUCAGGAAACGAAGCUCCUCGGCUCCCACAACAGAGGCACUCUGAGACAUGUUAUCUAUAAGAUGCGCUCUGAGAUCCGAAGAUUCAUCCCUUCUUCUGAUCACGCCACACUUCCUCAAACCUCCUCUUGAAUUCCAGCUCGUAAUGCUUCAUGUGCACCUACGUCUUUCAAAUUGCAGAUCUAUUGCUAUCUAUUCCUUUGUUCUUUCUUGUGUACAAUUUUUAGUGUUCAUGUUUCUUCAAUAUUGUUUCUCCCAAUGGACCAUCUCACACUAAGCCUGUACUGUACGCAAAUUACGUGCAUGUAUAAUUGCUAUAUAUCCAUUAAUAUUCUAUCUAUGUUGUGGCUUGGCUUCCUAUGCUAUAUAUAAAAUUGCCUAAUGGAGUAUUUUAUUUUUA